UAUAGUUUAUUUUGUCUCAAACUCGCUAUUAUAGUUGGUAUUUAAACUUACAGUUUAUUCUUUUGUAUGUCUACCAUAAGAUUACCGUCAAUCUAACUGUCAAAAUGGUACUCCUUCUCUACGUGCUGUUCCUUACUCAAGCCGUUCUAGGGAAUACUAACUUGGACAGCUGUGACGAAGAUUGUACUUGCAUUUCAGGGAUUUUGAAGUCCAAAAAAUCUUGUGAAAGUGUUCCCGAGGCGUUUAGAAAUUUAAACAUAACUCCGAACUACGUAGAAGUCGCACCGAAGGAUAUUCUAGAGGUGGACUAUAGCACGGCAAAAGUUAAUUUAGGAAAUUUCAUACCUCCUCUUAGACUUGUUGACGCUAAAACUAUAAGUUACAAUAAAGGGAAAAAACGUGGAUAUUACACAUUGCUAUCUAUCGACUUUGAUGGCGAGUCAAAUGGAAAAAUUAUCACCCUUUUGAUGAAUAUAAGGAAUGUGGAGAACAUCGUACCAACAUCUGGAGAUGUGAUAGUCUUGUUUACACCGCCCUUACCUGCUUUAGGAAGCGGAGUCCAUCGUCAUGGAAAGUUGUUGUACGAGCAAAAAGGACAUAUUGAUGCAUACCAACUAGAUCUUUUAAAACUAUCGAGAUAUCCAGUAAUACCAAACCUUACACAAUUCACGAAGACCUAUCACCUUGGAAACCCCGUCGCUGGUAACGUGUAUAUAACGGAGUUGAGACACUGUGACGGGUCUGAUGAAUGUUCAAACAAGGACGGCAGUGUAAAACAAUGUGAAAGAUUAUGUAAAAUUCUGUCAAACUGCGAUAGUGAUCAAAUAGAUAAAACGCAAUGUGGUGCACAUGAUAACUAAUUUAAAAAUUAAAUUUUGUUUUUGUGUCUAUUAAAAUAAAUAAAUAUUGGUUA
Pieris brassicae (large cabbage white) is the source of this 913-nucleotide messenger RNA. Its product is annotated as protein D1-like. The transcript is spliced from 5 exons. Bases 105 to 860 code for a protein of 251 amino acids. The record is from RefSeq and is a predicted model, not a curated record. NCBI's taxonomy places the organism in Eukaryota, Metazoa, Arthropoda, Insecta, Lepidoptera, Pieridae.